Messenger RNA from Symbiodinium necroappetens, 680 nucleotides. The record is from the annotation of a GenBank genome assembly. NCBI's taxonomy places the organism in Eukaryota, Dinophyceae, Suessiales, Symbiodiniaceae.
GCGUCUCUCUCCUGGUGAAGUAUGGCACUGGCUUCUUCACAGGGAGGACCGAUCAGCCGGUGGAUGACGAAGAGGCCGCAAGACUCUGCACCACUGUUGGGAAGCUGGACCACUUGAGAUGCACUGGUAGCGGACCGAGCACGGAUUUCGCUCCAGCACCGCCAGUGGGCACCUUCCAUUCCGUCAAGGAGGACGCGCUUCGGCGAGGGCUCGGCCAGCAGCCGGCAUGCUACGGGCGGGCCAACAAACCGACCGACAUCUCCUUCACGAGUGCUGCUUUUGUCUGCUUUGCAGCAAAGCGGCUACGCCGUGCCGGGCGCCGGGUUGCAGAAAGCUUACGAGGCGUGCGGCCUCCGAUGCCACCACCUUCGUUUCCUCCACCCGACCAUGAGCCUGCUAUCCAGAGGGUGCCCUCGUUCUACUCCAUCGACACAGCACAAGGCGUGCGCGAGUCCGAGCAAGAGCCAAAGCCAACCUCCCUAACGGGACGCAUGGCCGGGCUUAUCAGUGGCCAUGCUGCCGACUGGGCCGCGCUGACAGUCGCAGGUCUGGCAGCUGGGACCCUUGCAGAUCCAAACGGCCGGGAGGGAAGUUCUUCGAUUCUUCGUUUGACGGUUGAUGGGUUCAACUUCGAGAGGUACGGGAGCCAGCGCCUCAACGCUGAGCAGAAAGCAGCCUGA